AGUGGUGAACAGAAUCAGUUGCAGUUGUUUCGCAAGCUGGUCAGUACAAUAACACGUCUUUCAAUGCAGGAACGACAACAUGACGUCUAAUAAAACUGGUUUGGCUUUUUCUGGUGGUGGCAUUCGGUCAGCGGCACUAUGCUCUGGGGUCCUGCGCAGGCUGCUAAAGGAUAAAGCGAAAGUAGACUAUCUGAGCUGCGUGUCAGGGGGUGGUUACACAGGCACAUCCUUUUUGGAUUGGAAAUACAGAAAAGAGAAGAAAACAGAGGAAAGCGAAGAAUGGCAUGAAGAGUUCUUUGACAACAUGCGACAAAGAGCUGGUUAUUUUUGUAACUGGGAGAGGCCACGUCAAGGAGUCCUUGAUACGAUUGUGAUGUUCCUCCUCGUACUCACUGUCACCGUCAUUGAACCGAUUGUCAUAUAUGGAUCAUACGCAUUUCCACUUGCCUUCAUCAUCGAUUACCUCUUCGGAAAGUUACUUCGAGCUAAAGUGGAUUGUGAUCACGUUGCAUCAACCCCUUCUCCAAGUAACCGAAAUACUACGGCGCAAGAAAUCCGGAAACACUGUAUUUCUCGUCAAAAAACCGUAGCUUUCUCUAUGAUUUCCCUGUUUUCAGUUCUGCUCGUGUUAUUUGUCAUCUUCUAUAUUCUGUCGCAAAAGUUAUCCAGGAGGAAGUCUAAAUAUUUCAGACUUUUCUCACUUAUUUCCUUCUUACUUCUUUCUCUUACCUUCCUCCCAUUUGCAAUCCACGAUUUUUUCAUUGAAAUCCCCCUGUGGAGUCGGGCGAUCAUUGUAGUGAUUGGUGUGGUACUAUGGUUCGUCCUACCUCUGUUGCGGGACAAAACGUCCUACGGCAUUCUAAUCUAUCUCUACUCUUACAUCAUCUAUUGGAAAGUGUACAAAGCCAAGAUUAUUGGUGUUGUGUAUUCUGAUGGGCUGUUUAAUGGGCUGCUUUUUGCCUCUGGGUUUAUCAUGUGGUUUGUUCCCUACCUGGCACAAUCAAGGAAGAGGCUCGUCCAUAUCUUUAACAGAUGGAGACUUCAGAAGGCAUUUUACUCAAAGGAAAGUUUAGCUACCAAGGGAUGUCUGGAAAUACUCCAGGAGAUUUUCUGCCCUUUGUGGACAUGUCUGAAGAGAAAACAGAAGCGGGAUUCUGGUCACAGAGAACAGGGAGGUAGCUUUAAUUCUUUGGCGGAUGACAUUGAGCCAGUAAAGAAAAGAUCUUUGAACCUGGCAGAUCUCAGAGGCCUAGAACCUGAAUAUAUAUCAAACAUGACCAUCCACAGCUGGAAGGAAGAGGCAGAUUCUGACACGGAUGAUGAUCUCCUGACAAUGUCGCCUACCACAAUAGAACGCUUAGAUCGAGGUCCAUCGACUGUCGAUCCAUUCAAGGAUAGGCUGAGGCCUCGAGAUAUAGAGUUGUCAGACGCCAUGGCAACGUCUGCAGCAGCAAUUUCCGGGUACGGUGAUAACCUUAAGGAAUUGCGCGUUGCCACGAUUCUUGGACUCGAAAUGGGAGCCACAGUGAUCAGCAACCUCGAGGCAAUUAAAAAGGAGGGAUGGCUCAUGAAGCUCCUCCCAAUUCUCAUCAACAUUCUCCGUGGUCUUCCAUUGAUCGCUGUACCAGCGGUUUACUAUAGCCGAGGACAUGUGUGGUCAAUUAAAGCAGGAGUAUUCACAUUCUUUGCAAUUCACCUGAUGUUGGCUUGCAUUGGAGCUCUCUCUGAUACAGGAAAUAAGAACCCAAACUUAUGGGAGAAGAUAGCCAGGUGGUUCAUCGUGCACGUUUCCUUUGUGAAGUUCGUGAGAGAAGGCCUUAACAUUGACAACAUCGGACCCAUGCCUCCUCCCAUCAUGCUACUUAGCGAUGGAGGCCACGUGGAAAAUCUUGCUAUUUUGCCAUUGUUAAAGAAGAAACUCAAGAAGAUUAUUGUGGUGGAUGGUGGUUACUAUUCCAAUGAGAAGAAUUAUGGGGAAGAACUACUGAAAGCACUGAUGCUGGCUCGUAGAGACCUGAAUUGUUCGUUUAUCGGCCAGGGCGGUCGUGACGUCAUUUCAGACCUGUUGGAGAAUUUCGUGAAGCUUCAGCAACCAAAUGAAAAAAAACCACGACAUUUCAGAUUUAACGUUGAAUACUACGAAAACGACCACAAAGUUGGUGAAGGCGAAAUUUUGUUCAUUCGGCCAAGAGAUCCGCGAAAAGGUGAAAAGAGCGAGGUCAAAACCUGGGAAGAGUUUGGUUUCCAUCUGGACGCACGUGACUGGGGGAAUAGUCCAUAUCUGAACGAAGAAGACGUCGACAAGUUGACCUUCUGUUGUUGUGCAUGUUGUAACAAAAAGUCCUAUUUGAGCGGUUUAUCUGAGCUCCUCUGCCACAAGUUCCCGAAUCACAGCACAGCUAAUCAAUUCUUCACGCCUUUAAUGUUCUCCGCCUAUCAUCGUGAAGGCUUCCGAGCAUGCGUUGAAGCGGAAGCUGCUGAAUUUCUCAAGGAUAACCGCGAUGUCCUUGAGGUGUGACUGUUACUCAACCUAGUGUGAGUAUAUGUGGCCAACCUAUUAAUAACCAAACAUGUACGCAAAAAGAAAAGUUUGGCUUGUCUGUUGAAUACUGAUUGAUUAGGAAUAUUGGAAAUCGUUCCAUAGCAAAUAGAGGUGACUUGUUCAGACAGCAGAAAGAUUUCUUCAUUUCUUUUUUUAUCAUUAUGUGGACCUGAUAUUGUACAACGUUUAAAACAACGUAUUGUACAACGUAUCCUUAACUGUAGUCGUCUAGAAACGUUAAAUAGAAAUUAAAUAUCCUUGUCUUUGGUG
Pocillopora damicornis (cauliflower coral) is the source of this 2812-nucleotide messenger RNA. RefSeq lists its product as uncharacterized. Gene Ontology annotation, cellular component: cytosol. Gene Ontology annotation, molecular function: calcium-dependent phospholipid binding; calcium ion binding. Lineage: Eukaryota; Metazoa; Cnidaria; Anthozoa; Scleractinia; Pocilloporidae. The record is from RefSeq and is a predicted model, not a curated record. Gene Ontology annotation, biological process: glycerophospholipid catabolic process.